GACGCAGAUAUUACAGACGCCCCACAUUUCUAUUAAAUCUACAGGAAUUCAAAUGUCUAAUCUGUAAAUGUCAAAUUUCUUAUUUUACGAGAAUAAAUAGUGAUUGAAAAAAGAGACUGCUCUGCUUGUGACAUGCUAACGCCGUUCAUGUUGGAGGUUGCUGCUGUCCACCGUGAAGAUUAGAUGGUCUAGCUAACACGAGAUAUGCCGCAGCCAAAAUCACGAAAAAUCGCCAUUCUCGGGUACAGAUCCGUAGGAAAGUCGUCGCUGACGAUCCAGUUUGUGGAAGGCCAGUUUGUGGACUCCUAUGAUCCAACGAUAGAAAACACGUUUACCAAGAUGAUCACGAUAAAUGGACAAGAAUACCACCUGCAGUUGGUUGACACAGCGGGACAGGAUGAGUACUCUAUAUUUCCUCAGACCUAUUCCAUAGAUAUCAAUGGAUACAUCUUGGUCUACUCUGUCACGUCUAAUAAAAGUUUUGAAGUAGUUCAGGUUAUCCAUGAAAAACUUCUGGAUAUGGUGGGGAAAGCUCAAGUUCCUAUUAUGUUGGUGGGAAAUAAGAACGACCUGCACAUGGAAAGGGUGAUCAGCUGUGAGGAAGGGAAGUCACUAGCAGAAUCAUGGAACGCUGCCUUCAUGGAAUCCUCAGCUAAAGAGAACCAGACGGCGGUGGAGGUGUUCAAGCGGAUGAUCCUGGAGGCGGAGAAGCUGGAAGGCGGCGUCCAACCAGGGAAGACUUCCUGCUCCUUGAUGUAGAGCUGCUGAUCAAUCAGAACAGAGAACCAAACACUACACUGGGAUAUCCAGUUACUUGAAGGCUUCCUGCCAGUACAACUACUACUCUUCCAACAUUCUUCAACAGUCUUCGAACAGUCUUCCAACAGUCUUCCAA
Messenger RNA from Oncorhynchus gorbuscha (pink salmon), 895 nucleotides. Its product is annotated as GTP-binding protein Rheb-like. The transcript has 8 exons. Gene Ontology annotation, cellular component: plasma membrane. The coding region runs from base 205 to 759 and encodes 184 amino acids. The record is from RefSeq and is a predicted model, not a curated record. NCBI's taxonomy places the organism in Eukaryota, Metazoa, Chordata, Actinopteri, Salmoniformes, Salmonidae. Gene Ontology annotation, biological process: small GTPase-mediated signal transduction. Gene Ontology annotation, molecular function: GDP binding; GTPase activity; GTP binding.